GCGAUGACCUCAUCCCUGGUGUGGGAUGACGUCAAAUUCAAGAUGGAUGGAAUCACAGCGGCAGCGGCCGCUGCGGCGUGCGCGAGCCGAGUGUGAGCGGAAAGGGGCCCAGCGUCUGCCUCGGGGCUGAAGACCGAUAAACCCGAGCCAUGGAGGGAUUGCUGCAUUACAUCAACCCGGCGCAUGCCAUCUCCCUCCUGAGCGCCCUCAACGAGGAGCGCCUCAAAGGACAGCUUUGCGACGUGCUGCUCAUUGUCGGAGACCAGAAGUUUCGAGCUCAUAAAAAUGUCUUGGCUGCUAGCAGCGAAUACUUCCAGGGUUUAUUCACAAAUAAGGAAAAUGAGUCACAAACUGUAUUUCAGCUUGACUUUUGUGAACCAGAUGCUUUUGAUAAUGUUUUAAACUACAUUUAUUCUUCCUCUUUAUUUGUUGAGAAGAGCAGCCUUGCUGCUGUGCAAGAACUUGGCUAUAGCCUUGGGAUUUCCUUUCUUACUAACAUUGUUUCUAAAACACCACAAGCCCCUUUUCCAACGUGUCCUAAUAGAAAAAAAGUGUUUAUAGAAGAUGACGAAAACAGUUCUCAAAAGAGAAGUGUCAUUGUUUGUCAAAGUAGAAACGAAGCACAAGGAAAAACCGUUAGCCACAAUCAACCCGAUCCAAGCCAUACUUCCCGGCCCUCACCUAGCAUUGCAGUCAAGGCCAAUAUCAUUAAGCCACAUAUUCCAAAACCAAUUGAGCCACUUCACAAUUUGUCAUUAACUGAAAAGAGUUGGCCAAAAGAUAGUUCUGUGGGAUAUGCAAAGUCUCUUGAGCAUUCUGGAUCUUUGGAUGAUCCUAAUAGAAGCAGCUUGGUGAAAAGAAAUGCAGUAUUGCCUUCAAAACCUCUGCAAGACAGAGAAACUAUGGAUGAUAAACCAGGUGUAAGUGGUCAGCUUCCAAAAGGAAAAGCUAUAGAGCUAGCUUUGAAAAGACCGCAGCCACCUGUUUUGUCUCUCCGUAGCUCGUCAGAGACUCCCUAUCUAUUAAAAGAAACUAGCAAAGGAAGUGGCCAAGGUGAAGAUAGAAACUUGUUGUACUAUUCAAAGUUAGGCUUAGUGAUCCCAUCCAGUGGGGCUGGGUCUGGAAACCAAAGCAUCGACAGGAGUGGCCCACUCGUUAAGAGUCUCCUCAGACGGUCAUUGUCCAUGGAUAGCCAGGUUCCUGUCUAUUCACCCUCCAUAGAUCCAAAAUCUUCCCAGGGAUCAUCUUCGGUGUCAAAUGAUGCGCCAGGGAGUGUGUUGUGUGCUUUAUCUCAAAAGUCAUCUUUAAAAGACUGUGGUGAAAAACCAGCCCUAGAUGACAGGCCUCAGGUGCUACAGCCGCGUCGCCUCAGGUCCUUUAGCGCUUCUCAGUCGACAGACAGGGAGGGAGCCUCUCCUGUGACCGAGGUGCGCAUAAAGACCGAGCCCAGCAGCCCGCUGUCGGAUCCCUCAGACAUCAUCCGCGUCACUGUGGGAGACGCCGCGGCGGCGGCAGCCUCGUCACCGUCAGUCACAAGAGACCUGUCUCUCAAAACAGAAGACCAGAAAGACAUGAGCAGACUCCCAGCAAAAAGGAGGUUCCAAGCGGACAGAAGAUUGCCCUUUAAGAAGUUAAAGGCAAAUGAGCAGGGCUCUCCUGUGUCGGAGGACAACCUUGAGGAAGGCUCCAGCCCCACUGUCCUCGAGGCAGAUUUCCCAGAUUCUGAUUUGAAUAAAGACGAAUUUGGUGAGUUGGAGGGGACGAGACCAAACAAAAAAUUUAAAUGCAAACAUUGCCUUAAGAUCUUUAGAUCAACAGCAGGUCUUCACCGUCAUGCUAACAUGUACCAUAACCCAGAAAAGCCCUACGCUUGUGACAUCUGUCACAAGAGGUUUCACACCAACUUCAAAGUGUGGACACAUUGUCAGACCCAACACGGCAUAGUGAAGAACCCGUCACCAGCCUCUAGUUCCCAUGCUGUUUUGGAUGAAAAAUUCCAAAGAAAGCUGAUUGACAUAGUGAGAGAGAGAGAGAUUAAGAAAGCCCUGAUCAUUAAGUUAAGGCGCGGCAAGCCUGGCUUUCAGGGACAGAGUAGUUCCCAAGCACAGCAAGUCAUCAAGAGGAACUUGCGGUCUCGAGCCAAAGGAGCGUACAUUUGUACUUACUGUGGAAAAGCAUACCGCUUUCUUUCUCAAUUUAAGCAGCACAUAAAAAUGCACCCAGGAGAAAAACCCCUUGGAGUAAAUAAAGUUGCUAAGCCAAAAGAGCAUGCUCCUCUUGCAAGUCCAGUAGAGAACAAGGAGGUUUACCAGUGCCGCCUCUGUAAUGCUAAGCUCUCUUCUCUCCUAGAGCAAGGAAGCCACGAGCGGCUAUGCCGGAACGCCACCGUCUGCCCUUACUGCAGCCUCAGGUUUUUCUCGCCCGAGCUGAAGCACGAGCACGAGAGCAAGUGUGAGUAUAAGAAGCUGACGUGCCUGGAGUGCAUGCGCACCUUCAAGUCCUCCUUCAGCAUCUGGCGGCACCAGGUCGAAGUCCACAAUCAGAACAACAUGGCCCCGACCGAAAACCUCUCUCUGCCAGUUCUGGACCACAAUGGCGACGUGACUGGCUCUUCGAGGCCCCAGGCCCAGCCUGAGCCAAAUAAAGUCAACCACGUUGUCACCACAAAAGACGACAACGUGUUCAGUGAUUCUUCAGAGCAAGUUAACUUCGAUUCGGAGGAUUCCUCUUGUCUCCCUGAAGACCUUAGUCUUUCUAAGCAACUGAAAAUCCAGGUCAAGGAGGAGCCCGUGGAGGAGGCUGAGGAAGAGGCGCCCGAGGCCAGCGCAGCCCCCCGCGAAGCAGGGCCCAGUAAGGACGCCAGCCUGUGGCCCUGCGAGAAGUGCGGGAAGGUGUUCACGGCACACAAGCAGCUGGAGCGGCACCAGGAGCUUCUGUGCUCCGUGAAACCGUUCAUUUGUCACGUGUGCAACAAAGCUUUUCGCACUAACUUUCGGCUCUGGAGUCACUUCCAGUCGCACAUGUCUCAGGCUACAGAGGAAUCCGCACAUAAAGAGUCCGAAGCGUGCCCCGUUCCCACAAACUCGCCCUCACCGCCACCUCUGCCGCCACCGCCGCCGCUGCCCAAGAUCCAGCCCCUGGAGCCCGACAGCCCCACCGGCUUGUCUGAAAAUGCAACUCCGGCCACAGAGAAACUGUUUGUACCCCAAGAAUCAGAUACCCUUUUUUACCACGCCCCACCCCUCUCAGCAAUCACAUUUAAAAGACAGUUUAUGUGUAAACUUUGCCACAGGACAUUCAAGACUGCAUUUAGUCUUUGGAGUCAUGAACAAACACACAAUUGAAAGACCAACACUUUUAGCCUAUUAUGAAAUGGGGGGCAGUCUCCAGAUUUCAACCUGAAUUGUGAAAUGUGUCAUAAGAAACAAAAUAUUUUUAAAAAAUAAUAAAUGUUGAAAAUUGUUAUGCUUGAAUUUAAGUUUGAGAUAAACUGGUAUUAGUAAUGACCUUACUCAACUUCAGAAAUAAACUUUUUAAAAUAUUGUGGUCCCGGACCUUCAAGGAACAAGGUGGUUUGACCUCAUUAACGUUGAGAUCGGAUUCAUCUUCACGGUUUGCAUGGUUUCUCCUCAUUCCAUGGUGUCAGCAUAAUCAUUUAAUUGAGGUUUUCGGUUUUUUUACUGAUUUGUAAUUAGUGGAAUACUAUCAAAGUAUUUCUUCUUUUGAUUAUUUCAGACACCUAAGUUGUAGUAAAAUCUUAACCAUGUUCUUAAGUCCAAAAACAGGAAGAAGUGGAGUAGUUGGCAGUAUUGAUUUAGAUCAUAGAAUACUUUAGCAAUAAAAAAAUGAUAAACCUCAACUUUAAUAAGUUAUCCUGACACUUGAUAAAAAUAAAUAUUUGGUAUUUUGUGGUCACGUAGAACUUUUUUUGUAUGAAAAUUGUGGAGAAAUUUAAAUCAGCAAUAGUAACACUUAGAUUUUUAUAAACAAAAACUUGCUCUCUUUCUCGGUCACUUAAUGUAAUGAAUGAUGGUUAAACUCUAAGGACGGCUUGGGAGAUGGAAACAUGAUUUAUGGAAGUCCCCUGAAGUCAGUUUACUAGAGCUUGCGUACGGCCGUGCGUAAUAAAGUGCUCUGUGUGCUGCCUCACAGUGCAAGUUCAGACCAGCAGUUGGCCUCUGCUUUAUGCUGUCACAAAUUGAAAAUCUGAGUGUAGUUGGGACUAAACACCUACCAUGGCACUAAUUUUGAAUUUAACAUUAGUAUAACAAAUAAGGUAGGACAUAUAUUAAUACUUAGCUAGAUCCCAAACACUUGGAGUCAGCACAGCUGAUCUAAAAUUCUAAAUUACCAUUUACUUUCAGAGCAGAGGAGGAAAUACCACACUGCAGUUUCAACAUGCUUUUCAAGAACAAUAUAUACAUUAUACACAUUUUCCUGCCUCUCUGUCUUUUGUGACAAUUUCUGUUAGAAUCUGUUGGAGUUUAUAGUGGUUAAAAUGUCAUUAGUGAAGCCAUUCUGCUCUAAGUCAGUGCUUAAUAUUUCAUAAAUGUGGAUGAAAGCACUAUUAACGGUCCAAAAUUAGUUUUAGCUGCUUAUUUUGGUCCAUAGGUUUUGGGCUUUUUUUCUGUUAUGUGUAAGUUGUAAUUAAAAGCCUUUCAGUAGGUGUUAUCCAAGUUCAAUGCAGUGUUUCCAAAGGGAAGGUUUUUCCUUGGUCAGAUAUAUAAAAGAAAUAUUAUUAGAACUACAAAAUCUUUUCUAAGGCAGUAAUACAGAUUAAGACUCUGAGUUUUUAAUUUAUUUUUUACAAGCUGUUCUUUCAGAUUAAAGAAAAGUCAACUGUGAUUAAGAAAUUUAUGCUCUAGCAGAAAAGAAUUCUGUACCCAUCAAUCUCCUUACCAGCAUUCCAUACCAGUGGUAGGAAAGAUUCUUACUUUUUCUUAAAACACAAGCAUUUUUAUAAAAUAGUAAUUGACUUUGUACAUUAUAGAAAUUAUAUACGAAAUUUUGCCUUUUAUUCUUUCACUUGAGAAAAACAAAAGUCCCAAAAUAUUUUAGUAGUUACUUCUUCUUUUGUUCUUAGAUUUAAUGGACAAAGGAAAAUAAGAUUAAGUUACAGUUACUGAUUCUUGCCAUCUUUGUUUUCUUGAAGAAAUCUAUGCAUUUUAAAGAUAAAACGGAAGCAUAUGACCUUAUGUGAAACAUCAGGAUGGAUGGUUGUGCAUUGGACUCAUUCCCUGUAUAGUGUGGCAUUACUCUGAGCAUCUUGGUAAGCUGUCACUUCUUUAAAAGAAGACAGUUUCCCUGAGUAAUCAUCACCUACAUGGCCGUUAGAGUAUCUGUGAUAAUUCCACAAUACAAAGUAUCUUAGCAUUGUAAAUUCAAUAUCCCAUGACUUGAAUCUUUAUGCUACGUUUUCAAGAUUUUUUAAGAUAAUAUUGUUAAUUAAAAAAUAUUUUUGAUCUAAAUAUAGGCUCUGCAUAUCUGUUAGAUUUUAAAAAUUACAGUGUUUUGUCUUGUUAGCUCACAUUUUUGUCUAGGCAAGGAAAAUAAGAUUUCAAAUAAAAUUUUGAACCA
Propithecus coquereli (Coquerel's sifaka) is the source of this 5577-nucleotide messenger RNA. RefSeq names its product zinc finger and BTB domain containing 21 (gene ZBTB21). Gene Ontology annotation, molecular function: protein binding; RNA polymerase II cis-regulatory region sequence-specific DNA binding; DNA-binding transcription factor activity, RNA polymerase II-specific. The record is from RefSeq and is a predicted model, not a curated record. Bases 150 to 3344 code for a protein of 1064 amino acids. NCBI's taxonomy places the organism in Eukaryota, Metazoa, Chordata, Mammalia, Primates, Indriidae. Gene Ontology annotation, cellular component: nucleus. The transcript is spliced from 2 exons. Gene Ontology annotation, biological process: regulation of transcription by RNA polymerase II; negative regulation of DNA-templated transcription.